Lipotes vexillifer (Yangtze River dolphin) is the source of this 2051-nucleotide messenger RNA. It is a transcript of the gene METTL16, whose product is annotated as methyltransferase 16, RNA N6-adenosine. Gene Ontology annotation, biological process: rRNA base methylation. Gene Ontology annotation, molecular function: 23S rRNA (adenine(1618)-N(6))-methyltransferase activity. The transcript is spliced from 10 exons. Gene Ontology annotation, cellular component: nucleus. The record is from RefSeq and is a predicted model, not a curated record. The coding region runs from base 99 to 1784 and encodes 561 amino acids. NCBI's taxonomy places the organism in Eukaryota, Metazoa, Chordata, Mammalia, Artiodactyla, Lipotidae.
UGCGUUUCUAGGAUCUUCGGGCUGCUGGUGGCUUAAAACUCUGGAGUUGUAGAGGCCCCUACUAGACUAGUCGUCUGGAAGCAGCUUAGACCUCAGAGAUGGCUCUGAGUAAGUCAAUGCAUGCAAGAAAUAGAUACAAGGACAAACCUCCUGACUUUGCAUAUCUGGCUUCCAAAUAUCCAGAUUUUCAGCAGCAUGUUCAGAUAAAUCUGAAUGGAAGAGUGAGUCUUAAUUUUAAAGACCCUGAAGCAGUCAGAGCUCUGACUUGUACUCUCCUAAGAGAAGAUUUUGGACUUUCUAUUGAUAUUCCACUGGAGAGACUAAUUCCCACAGUUCCCUUGAGACUCAACUAUAUUCAUUGGGUAGAAGAUCUGAUCGGUCAUCAGGACUCUGACAAAAGUACUCUCCGAAGAGGAAUUGACAUAGGUACUGGGGCAUCCUGCAUCUAUCCUUUACUUGGAACAACCUUAAAUGGCUGGUAUUUCCUUGCAACAGAAGUAGAUGACAUGUGCUUCAACUAUGCAAAGAAGAAUGUGGAACAGAAUAACUUAUCGGAUCUUAUAAAAGUGGUAAAAGUUCCACAGAAGACACUCCUGAUGGAUGCUCUUAAAGAAGAAUCUGAGAUAAUCUAUGACUUUUGCAUGUGCAACCCUCCCUUUUUUGCCAAUCAGUUGGAAGCCAAGGGAGUAAACUCUCGAAACCCUCGAAGACCCCCACCUAGCUCAGUAAAUACAGGAGGGAUCACAGAGAUCAUGGCAGAAGGAGGUGAAUUAGAGUUUGUUAAAAGGAUCAUCCAUGACAGUUUACAGCUUCAAAAAAGAUUAAGGUGGUAUAGCUGUAUGCUGGGAAAGAAAUGCAGCCUGGCUCCUCUGAAGGAAGAACUUCGAAUACAAGGGGUUCCUAAAGUCACCUACACUGAAUUCUGCCAAGGUCGGACAAUGAGGUGGGCUUUGGCUUGGAGUUUUUAUGAUGAUGUAACAGUACCAUCACCACCAAGUAAGCGAAGAAAAUUAGAGAAGCCAAGGAAACCCAUUACAUUUGUAGUAUUGGAAUCUGUGAUGAAAGAAUUAUCCCUCAAAGCAUCGUCUUUGGGCUCUGAGACAGUGGAAGGCAUAGUAGUUGUGACAACAUGGAUUGAAAAAAUUCUCACCGAUCUGAAGGUCCAGCAUAAACGAGUUCCCUGUGGAAAGGAGGAAGUUAGCCUUUUCCUAACAGCCAUAGAAAACUCCUGGAUUCACUUAAGGAGGAAGAAAAGGGACCGAGUUAGACAACUGAGAGAAGUUCCCCGAGCUCCCAAGAACGUCAUCCAAGCCUUGGAAGAGAAAAGGUCCCCCGCUAAAGAGUCUGGCAAGAACCAAGACUUGGCUCAGGGUCCCCAGGAGAGUGCUCUGUGCGGGCCUGCUCUACAGGAAGGCGAGUCUGCCACUGUGGAGGGCCAUGGCCUAGACCAGGACUCGCUUUCCCAGGAGGAAAACCCAGAACCCAUGGAGGAUGAAAGGAGUGAGGAAAAGGGAGAGAUGGAGGUUUGGGAAAGCUGUAAAGGCUCCAGUAAUGGAGCCCAGGACCAAGAGGCUUCUGAGCAGUUCAGCAACCCAGUGUCUGAAAAAGGGAACCAUCUCCAAAGAGUGGCUGGAUGUUACCUAUUCAAGUGUUUGAUAAACGUUAAGAAGGAGGUAGAUGAUGCCUUAGUUGAAAUGCAUUGGGUUGAGGGCCAGAACAGGGAUUUGAUGAACCAGCUUUGUACUUAUAUACGUAACCAAAUUUUCAGGCUUGUUGCUAGUUAACUCCAAACUCCUUGCACAGUAAAGCAGCUUGCUUUGGAGUGUGGCCUGUGGGGUGGCAAGCUGAAUCCCACCAUUGGCCUACUGGUAGCAUUAUAUGGAAUUAUCUGAAACAAAUGAAUCCAUUUUAAACAUCCCCCUCCCUUUUUUUUUAAGUUAACAGGGCACUGUAGUAUGGUAGUUCAGAGGAAGAAUUGUGGUUAUUUGCAUCAACAAAAAGCCAUCAGUAAACUCACAAGGGACUUAAACCUGACUUAAGCUGAUCACCUU